UUUUGUGGCGUCUCCCCACCUCCCCGCCCGCUCGCCGACACGGCGGAAACGGCAAAGGAAAUCCAGACCCCCGCCGGCGUGGAGUGGAGGGACGGUCGUCCUCGCCUGCAUCUGCGGCCUCGCCUCGCCUCGGAGUCCCCGCCGUCUCACGGCAUUCGCUAGUGCCCUGCCCCUCCUACCCACCCAGCUGCUGUUAGCCGCGAGAUCCCGCCAUGGAGGUGAGGACAGUAAAAGUUGCCAACAUUUCAUUGAAUGCUUCAAAAAGGGAGAUCACAGAGUUCUUCUCUUUCUCUGGGGAUAUAGAAUAUGUUGAGAUGCAAAGUGAAUCUGAAAGGUCACAGCUUGCUUAUGUUACAUUUAAGGACUCACAAGGAGCAGAGACUGCUGUGCUUCUCUCAGGGGCAACAAUUGUUGAUCUUUCUGUCAUCAUAACUCCAGUCCCGAACUACCAGUUGCCUCCUGAUGCACGUAAACAAUCCCUGGGAGAGAAAUCUUCAUCUACUGAAUCUGCAGUCAGGAAGGCAGAGGAUGUUGUGAGCAGCAUGUUGGCAAAGGGUUUUGUCCUCAGCAAGGAUGCUCUCAACUCAGCAAGAUCUUUUGACGAGCGUCACAACAUACUGUCCAAUGCUACAGCCACCGUCGCAUCUCUAGACCGCCAGUAUGGCCUGAGUGAAAAGAUCAGUUUGGGCCGUGCAAUUGUUGGUAGCAAGGUUAAGGAGGUGGAUGAGCGUUAUCAGGUGUCAGAACUCACAAAGUCUGCUUUGGCUGCUGCGGAGCAGAAAGCCAGCAUUGCAAGCUCUGCUAUCAUGAGUAACCAAUAUGUUUCAGCUGGUGCUUCCUGGUUAACAAGCGCAUUUGGCAUGGUAACCAAAGCGGCAGGUGACAUGAGCUCCAUGACCAAAGACAAGGUGGACAGGGCCGAAGAGGAGAGGAAAGCGAUUAUGUGGGAAGAGAGGAAUGGGCUUGUAAGCGAUUACGCCAAGAUCCAUCUUGAUGAACCCUCUUCAUGGGAGCCUGCAGUUCUUCCUUUGGAAUCUGUGGAUGAGCAGAAGCUCCAGGCUGUGUGAUCCACGAAUCCAAUGGUGGUCAUUUCUCCAUGUGUUAUUCUUUUGUUGGUAUCCAAUAUAGAAGAUUGUUUUUCACUGCUGCACUGUAGCGAAACGUGGAGCUCAUUGCCUAUAGUAUGAUGUAAAUUUUUAGAAAAUACCCAUGGGUUUCUUCCAGCUUUUUUAUAGACCACUAAAAGGUUUACUUUUUCAUUGUUAGACAUGGAAAUGAAAGUUGUUCCAGGCAUGCCUCUUGUUAUUUCCGAACAUCUUUCUGUGAAUUAUCAAAAACUAUUUGUUCUCCAAUGUUUCAUGUUUAAGGUCCAAACCUGGGAAAUAAUCAAGAUCCAAAUGAAAUGCUGGCAGUAUUUCCAAUUCCU
Messenger RNA from Oryza brachyantha (malo sina), 1426 nucleotides. Its product is annotated as binding partner of ACD11 1. The record is from RefSeq and is a predicted model, not a curated record. Gene Ontology annotation, molecular function: RNA binding. The coding region runs from base 213 to 1067 and encodes 284 amino acids. The transcript has 5 exons. NCBI's taxonomy places the organism in Eukaryota, Viridiplantae, Streptophyta, Magnoliopsida, Poales, Poaceae.